AUGCUGGAAGCCUUCGUGUCUUGUUCCGGGCAGGUUGAGUUCGACCAAUGUCAAUUGUCGAACAAGUCCAGGACGCCGAGCCUGGAAGUCCAGCUAUCCGCAAGCUCCCGAAGUCUGAAGAGAACCAUUCAGUCAAUGGACUCUGAGGCAAGCUCCCGCCCCGAAAGCUUGGAACAUGAAAGCAGGGACUAUUCGAGACACCUGAUGGUCGGAGCGGCCCAACGACGGCCAGUCGGCUUGCGACAGGGAAUUAUCGACGGCUUUCUGCCAUGUCCCGAGCUACGGGCCCUCCUUACCGCCAGCCUGGCCCCGGGCGCGGAUUGCCAAGCCAGGGCGUCGGGACCCGUUACGGCCGGUUCGGGACCAGACGCCGCACCGACAUGGAUAUCUCUUCGGCUUCGUGCAGUCAGUGGGCCUACCUACGUUUAUUCAGAACUUCGGAUGGCACCAAAUACCUAG
This is a messenger RNA of Colletotrichum paranaense, 459 nucleotides long. RefSeq lists its product as uncharacterized. The transcript has a single exon. The coding region runs from base 1 to 459 and encodes 152 amino acids. Lineage: Eukaryota; Fungi; Ascomycota; Sordariomycetes; Glomerellales; Glomerellaceae. The record is from RefSeq and is a predicted model, not a curated record.